Messenger RNA from Schistosoma curassoni, 2868 nucleotides. The record is from the annotation of a GenBank genome assembly. Lineage: Eukaryota; Metazoa; Platyhelminthes; Trematoda; Strigeidida; Schistosomatidae.
AUGCUUAAUGUUAACGUGGGAGUGCUGGGACAUGUCGACUCAGGAAAAACGAGCCUAGCAAAAGUCUUAAGCACUAUUGCUAGUACUAGCGCGUUUGAUAAAAAUCCUCAGAGUAAAAAACGAGGUAUCACGCUUGAUCUUGGAUUUUCCUCCUUUAUCGUGGAUUCGGCGGGCUACCCUUUUAUGCCUUCUAUACGCGAAAACUUCGAAAAGGUUCAGUUUACCCUUGUUGACUGUCCCGGGCAUGGGUCACUCAUAAAGACGGUUUUGUGUGGGUCCCAAAUAAUCGAUAUCGUCAUUCUUGUUGUCGAUGUCACUAAGGGUUUUCAAACCCAAACUGCCGAGUGUUUGGUGAUUGGUGAGAUAGCUUGUGAGAAAAUGUUGGUUGUCCUCAAUAAGUGUGAUUUGUUACAUGAAAAUCAAAGGAACGAAUUAAUUCAGAAGAUGAAAAAGCGUAUCCUAAAAACGUUGGAGAAUACAAUUUUUAAACAGUCGGAAAUUGCAGAAAUUUCAGCUGCUCCUGGUGGUGUUCAGGUAGAAUUUACAUCUGAACAACGUACAAACAAUUCACAAGAAAUUAAAAAUCUAAUCUCUUUAUUGGCACGAUCAAUACAUGAUCCAACUGAGAAGCGUAAUAAGUUGAAAGAUAUGGGUUUUGUAUUUGCUGUGGAUCAUUGUUUCACAAUUACCGGACAAGGUACCAUUCUUACUGGAACUGUGCUAUCUGGGACUACAAGUGUUGGUCAAACCAUUGGUUUACCUUAUCAACGAAUUCAAAAGAAGAUUAAAUCUAUUCAAGUAUUUCGUCAACCAAUUCAAUCAAUUGGACCAGGUGAUCGUGCUGGUAUUUGUGUAUCACAAUUAGAUUCAAAUUUAUUAGAACGUGGUCUUAUUGGUGAUAUAACUUCAACAGAGAAUUUAAUUCCAUGUUAUGCAUGUAUAUUAACUUGUAUUAAAAAAGUAUCCUAUUUUAAAUCAUCUAUUAAAAGUCAAUCACGUUUACAUAUAUUUAUUAGUCAAGAAACUGUAUUAAGUAGUUUAACAUUUUUUACUAAAAUCAAAUCGGAUAAACAUUUAAAUGGUAUAGAAAAUUCAAAUGAAUUUGAUAAAACAACAAUGUAUCAGUAUGUUGAUGAGAUUUCUAAUGAAACAGAUGAUAAUCUUUAUCUAUUAUUGGAAUUUGAACAUCCAAUUAUUUGUCCAAUGAAUGGAUUAGCUAUUGGCGCUAAAUUAGAUACAUAUUCAAUAAGUAGUUGUCGUAUCGCUUUACAUGGACGUGUUUUAGUACAAUUAAAUGAUUCAAAUUAUAAAUCAAAUUAUUUAAGUAAAUUACUUGUAUGUAAAUCUAAAACUCGUCGUGGUCAACUUGAACGAAUUGUUAAUCCACGAAUGUGUAUUGUUCAUGGCUUAUUUAAACGUGAAACGAAUUGGGAAAUAUUUGUUGGUUUACGUGCUUAUUUAAUUAUUAAAUCACAUGAAGAUUCUUCUGAUCAUAUUCAACGUAUAUAUGGUUAUAUUGAAUCUAGUUUUGGUCAAAGCGGAAAAUGUCGUUUAGCUUUAGAAAAUGAUCUUCCUGAUGAGAUAUUGGCACAGUAUUCUUCAAAAGCCGGCAGAAAACAAAUAUCACAACCGAAUAUUGAAGUUAUACUUGAAUUCAAAAAAAAUAUAUUUGAUCCACAACGUCGUACUUGGUGCUCAGGGAAUAAUGUGUUCGCAUUUCCUAGCGAACUUUGGGGAUUGAAGCUCCAACGCGCUAUUUCGUCAUCUGCGGAACAUGUCGGGAAUUCAGAUUGUAAUGGGUCUAUACUAAAAUUGUUAAAGGUCAUUGUACUAGCCAAACGGAAUUAUUUUCAUGCGGGUGUGUUUAUUCGAAUCUUCUUGGCUUUACUUAUACUGUCUGUCAUCCUGAAAGUUGUAAAGGAAAAAGUCAUCUUAUGGUUGUAUGGCCAAAACGCUGAUUCGGGAAUGUCUGUGUUAACAAGAGGAUAUAUGAUAUCGGAUGUAUCAACAAAAAGGUUAAGAAAUAGUUCUGUGAUAACUAGCUUUCAGCCGUCUGGCAGUAAUAUGUAUGGUGAUCCGAUUCGAGUAACUGUUUCUAGCAUUAAAGCCGUCGAGUUUUGUGUCUUACGUGAUGUUUCAUUGUCUUCUUUCCAUGACAUAUUGACUAGUGACCACAAAAAUCUUAGAGAUUAUAUUGUUACCAACGCUACCGAAAGAUAUACUGUAAAACCUGGAAGUCAAGACAUAUCCAUACACGCGAACGUUCAGUCUUGCCCUGAUCAUUCGAAACGCGAUAAAUAUUCAAUUGUUAUUGGUCUAGUUUCAAGUACUCUAGAUUCACUGGAUGAGGAAAUAAAUAUUACAUGCUACAUAAUUCAUGUAAAGAUUCGAGAAGAGGAACAUGUGAAUACAAGUAUCAUGUAUACAUAUUGGAAAACUAAUUGGAACCGUCUUCUGACUCCACAGAUCCUUUUUGAUGCUGGUGAAAAUAUGAACACAAUUGAUGAAACUACUAUUUUACCAACGAAAACAAUCACAUCAUAUAUAAAUAAUGAUAAAGUUUGUCAAAAAACAUGGAGACCAUGUUGUUUCAUAUGUCUUUCUUUAGAAACUACUUAUAAUCUACGUGUACUUUUACCAUGUCGACAUGCCGUCAUUUGUUCUGAUUGUUUUAAAUCAUUAUAUAAAUCAGCAAUGUUUUCAGUAAAUCAUCAUUUAAUUGGAUAUAUUACUUGUCCAAUAUGUCGUACACCUAUAAAUUCAACCUUAUUAUUACCUAGAAUCAAUUAUAAUGAUGAAUUAGAUAGUGAAGUUACUAAUGUCAUGAAUGGUGAUAUCAUAACUAAUAUUACAGAGAUCUCUAUGUAA